GCGCGGCUCGGGUCGCGAUCGCGGCGGGGGCGGGACGGACUCGCAGCCAGGAGACCAGAGCGAGCAGCAGCGACCCCGGUGCCCACCCAGCGCGCUCUCCUUAGCGAUGCAUUUCAUCUUCUCAGAUGAGGUGGUGCUGUUGUUUGAUUUCUGGAAUGUCCACAGUCCUGCAGGUAUGGCCCUUUCGGUGUUGGUGGUCCUGCUCUUGGCUGUGUUGUACGAAAGCAUCAAGGUUGGCAAAGCCAAGCUGCUCCACCAGGCUCUGGUGAGCAUGGCCCUCCCCACCAGCCUGCAGCUCGCUGAAGAGACAGACGAGAACUCCUCAGGCUCAGACUUACCCCCCGUCAGCAGAAACCGUGUCAGGUGGUUUUUGUGUCACUUCGGCCAGUCUCUAAUCCAUGUUGCUCAGGUGGUCAUCGGCUACUUCAUGAUGCUGGCUGUAAUGUCCUACAACACCUGGAUUUUCUUGGGUGUGGUCCUGGGCUCGGCUGUGGGCUACUACCUUGCCUACCCACUUCUCAGCAUGGUUUAGUUGUUGAGGGCUGUGCAGGCACUGAUGGCUGGAGAGACCUGGGGCCCCCUCUUCCAGAUGUUGAACUUCCAGCCCCAUGUCUCCAUUUUUUCUGAUGGCUGUUCCUCACCUUGCACCUGGUUCCUGGAAACUUUCAGCUGAAGCCAGCACUUACUCCCCUGGAGCUCACAGGCCACUGCAGCUACCUCUCCUCAGCCUACUGGCAUAGGACCCAGGCGUGGUCUCUUUGUGCCUGAAGAAGGCUGCUGUGACCAGAGAGAGAAUGGACACACCAGAACCUGGGGGCAAGGUUCCGGAGCCCAUGAUGACUAUCUGUAACCCAAAACUCAAGAAUUUCCAAAGAUCUUCAAGAUAGAGAGAUGGGUUCUGGGUGAUGAAGGGCUUGGAGCCUGGAUACCAUCUGCUCCCUUGAUUUGUGCCUUACCUAGAGGAGCAUCUUCCAUUGGACUGUCUGACCUCUUCUGUCUUUGGGAGACAGAGACCAAACUGGCUCCUUUUUCUCACUUUUCUACCUUUGGAAUAUGGAAAGAUCAUCUCCUCUAUCGAUCGUGGUGACAUACUAAGAUUUUUUUCAUUUUUCCCAUUGAACUCCUGGUUGGCAAUUUUGCACAUUAAUACAAAAUUUUUAAUGCAAUGAUUUUAUAAUGAAGGAUGGCAACAUCUGCUGAAACCUGUUUCCCUUUCUUGUGGGGAGAGUGACAGCAGAUUAAAGUCAGGGAAGCAGGACUGUUCUAAGGGCUCCUGAUUUUCCCUCUGGCUAGAGCAAGCGCCUCCCUUGAAAGGUACUGCCUGCAGGAAGAAGACACUCCCAUGGCUUUAGGUGUCUGGGGUGCUCUUCAGGGCCUUAAUACCCCCUCUUCUCUGAUCCUUCUUUUACACAUAACAGAUAACUGCGUGGAAUAACAUUCAAAACAUUCUGUUACUUAUUGCUCACCUGUAAUGAUCUGGUGGGGAAACAUGAUUCAUUCACUUAAAAUACUGAGUAAGCCAUGGGACGGAGGUACUGCCUGAAGAUGCAAUAAGCAGUCAAACCAAAGCAUUAUGUUUGUAGAAUCAGGUGGGACUCUCCAGAUACUUGACCUUCUUCGCUUUAUAAAAGAAAAGGACAUGAGAGACCCAGGAGAAAAAAAUCACUGCUGUCUACUGUAAUGUCUAUGCCCAAGUACCUCAUGGGCUGGGUGGAAGAUGGUCUUAAGCUUUGGGAAUUAAAAAAGAAAUGCCUUUUAAUAAAUAUAUAUUUUUAAACAGUC
Messenger RNA from Manis javanica (Malayan pangolin), 1782 nucleotides. It is a transcript of the gene SLC31A2, whose product is annotated as solute carrier family 31 member 2. Gene Ontology annotation, cellular component: membrane. Lineage: Eukaryota; Metazoa; Chordata; Mammalia; Pholidota; Manidae. Gene Ontology annotation, molecular function: copper ion transmembrane transporter activity. Gene Ontology annotation, biological process: copper ion transmembrane transport. The record is from RefSeq and is a predicted model, not a curated record.